This is a messenger RNA of Wasmannia auropunctata (little fire ant), 1306 nucleotides long. RefSeq names its product neuronal acetylcholine receptor subunit alpha-5-like. Lineage: Eukaryota; Metazoa; Arthropoda; Insecta; Hymenoptera; Formicidae. The record is from RefSeq and is a predicted model, not a curated record. The transcript is spliced from 7 exons. Gene Ontology annotation, molecular function: neurotransmitter receptor activity; extracellular ligand-gated monoatomic ion channel activity; transmembrane signaling receptor activity. Gene Ontology annotation, biological process: signal transduction; monoatomic ion transmembrane transport; nervous system process. Gene Ontology annotation, cellular component: synapse; membrane; neuron projection. Bases 3 to 1217 code for a protein of 404 amino acids.
GGAUGCAAUGCAAGAGUAUUGAAAAUUUGUCGCUAUUAUUGCGUCUUAGCAAUCAUCUCUUUUGCGAUUAUGAUAAGACUAUCCAUCCAAAUUAUCCCAAAACAACCAAUGUCAGUUUGCGCUUCAUGCCGAAGCUAAUAAAUCUCGAAACAGACCAAGCUAAGCUGUCACUGCACAGCUGGAUGGCACUUUCAUGGACGGACCCGCAACUUACUUGGACACCGAGCGAUUAUGACGGGAUUACUGUUGCUCAUGUAAAGAGCUCGCAGAUCUGGACGCCCAACCUGAGAAUAAGCAAUUCUGGCGAGAUGUCGAAAGAUCAAUUUGAACUACCUCAAACGAAUUGCUUGCUCUACAACUCGGGCACUGUCACUUGUGUGCCCGCGGUGAAAUCUAUUGCCAAAUGCAAUUUUGAUUAUACACAUUGGCCUUACGAUAAACAUCAAUGUCGCGUCACGUUUUUAUCAUGGGCGCACACGGGUCAAGAGGUCGAUUUGCUAAUGAUGAGUCGAUUUGGUGAUGAUGUGGAAAAUCAGAUUUCUAUGAAGGACUACACGAAUGACACGGUGUGGGAUUUUAAGUUUAUAAAUUCGACGAAGGAAGUCACAAAGGAAAAGUGCUGUUCGGACGAUACGUUUUCAACGAUUAACUUAGAUUUUUUGUUGACGCGAUAUCACAGCAAUUACUAUACAAUUGCUAUCGUACCGGCUAUUGCUUUGAUAUUACUCACUUUAAUAGUGCUCUGUCUCGAUUUAAAUUCGGUUGAACGAAUGGCGAUCGCGAGCGUAAAUUUUAUUUGUCAUUUGCUCUGCAUGUACGUCGUGCAUUGGAUUGUACCGUACAACGGCGUUAAUCCCCCCAAUAUACUGAUAUUUUAUUGUGAAUCUUUGGCGUUGGCCACCUUCGCGAUAAUCCUGACGGCCGUGUUACGCAAGCUGGAAGCUAUGAGCACGCAGAUACCAAAUUGGAUCUCUUUCACUACAACAAUUGUCUUGAGCAACAAGACGGGGCGUUUUUUGAUUCUCAAAGACGACGAGUCCAAAAUGGUAGACAAAGAUAUAGUGACUGAAGAAAUUAGCUCAGAUGUUUCAAAAUCUGAAAUGAACACGAAGAAAUCGUCCUGGAAAUAUUUUACUGCUAUUAUCGACUGGUUAUCUUUCUUUUGCGUGAUUCUUACUUAUGCCAUUAUUUUGAUUAUUCUAGUACCCGCGGGCUAAUCUGUGAUGAGAAACGUUAACGAUGGAAUAUCCUCCGUAAUGUUCGUUAUCUUGUACAAUAAAAUACUUCCAACAACAUUUAAACAUUA